AUGACCGUGGAGUGCAGCGAGCUGGUCCUCGGGCCCGACGAUGCCCGCACCCUGGCAUCGCGUGCGGCGCUCGGGCGCGCGGAAGAGGCGGAGCAGUGCUGGCUGCGAGUGGUGGCGGGGCGUGAGGUCACGCUGGGCCCUGGGCACCCCGCGACCGCGAGGGCGUCCCGGGAGCUGGCCGCCAUGCUGCAGGAGUCGGGUGAGCGUGGGGACUUCGGCGCGGCAGAGGCCGCGCUGCAGGCGGCCCUGAGCGCGAGCGAGGCGGCCUCGGGGCCCAGCCACCCCGCCACGCUGGCCUGCCUCGACGGGGGGGGGGACCGGCGCGAGCGCGGCGCCUGCGGGCGCGGCAGGGUGUUCCGGUGCGCCCUCGAGGCGCGGGAGUCGUCGCACCUGCCGGACUCCCACCCCGACGUCGCGCGCUCCCUGGGCGCCCUCGCGGCUCUGCUCGGCCUGCUGGGCAAGGGCGACGAGGCGGAGGCGCUCGCCCGGCGGGCUCUGCGCGGGCGCGAGGCCGCCCACGGCGAGGACCACGCGGAGGCGCUGGACGCGGCCGAGGCCCUGGCAGACCUGCUGGCCAGCAGCGGCAAGUACGAGGAGGCGGUGGCGCUGGCCAGGCGCGCGCUGCGGGGCCGCAGGGAGGCGCUCGGGGACGCCCACCCUGGCACCCUGGGGCCGCUGGGCCGGCUCGCGGGCUUCCUCCUCGCGUGCGGCAACCACGCCGCGGCCGAGCCCCUCGUCCAGCAGGCCCUGGCGCGCCACGAGGCUGCGCCCGGCCAGUCCAGCCCGGCCCUUCUGGCCGCGGCGGCCAGCCUCGCGGGUGCCCUGCUGCAGGCGGGGAGGCUCCAGCAGGCGGAGCCGCUCGCCCGCAGGGCCCUGCGCGACCGCGAGGCCGCGCAGGGCCCGGACCACCCCGACACCCUGGGCUCCUGCGAGCAGGUCGCGGCGGUGGCGCUGGCCCGCGGCGCCGCCGCCGAGGCGGAGGAGCUGCAGCGCCGCGCCCUCGCGGGACGGGAGGCGGCCCUGGGGCCCUCGCACCCGGCCGCGCUCGCCGCCGCGGCCGCGCUGGCGGGGCUGCUGGAGGCGCGCGGGCGGCCGGAGGAGGCGCUGCCGCUGCGGCGGCGGGCCCUGGAGGGCCACGAGGCGCUGCUCGGCCCGGGGCACCCGCAGGCGCUGGGCGCGCGCCGGGCGGCGGCGGCGCUGCUGGAGCGGCUGGGCCGCGGCCGGGAGAGCGAGCGCCUGCUCGGGGAGGCGCUGCGGAGCGCGCAGGCCGCGCUGGGGGCGGAGCACCCGCUGGCGCUGGCGCUGCUGCUCGACCUGGCGAG
Prorocentrum cordatum is the source of this 1322-nucleotide messenger RNA. Lineage: Eukaryota; Dinophyceae; Prorocentrales; Prorocentraceae. The record is from the annotation of a GenBank genome assembly.